UCAAAGGGGCCGCCCUGAGGACCCGCAGGGACCAGGAACGUGCUCAAGUCUUUUCCCUGUAUCAACAGGGACCAUCUAUUGGACAGGACGAUGAUGGUGACGAUGAAGUUGUUCCGGACAGGUUUGGUUUCUUGUGUGAGAAGCCACUUCCCAAAGACAACACACUGGGGACUAAGCAGAGACGAACAGAGUCCAGGAGACUGACCAAGUGGGUCAAAAUGCUAAAAAACUAUAGCAAGUACCAUGACAGUGAGAAGUUCCAUCAACGCAUUUUUAAGGGAAUCCCUGGUCAGGUGCACGGGAAAGUGUGGAGGCUACUCCUGGGUGUGGAUGCAAAGAAGGCCCAGAACCCAGGAAAAUUUGAGGAGCUUAAAGAGCAAGCCAAGCUGCGCUCCAAUCAAUUUCAUCAAAUUGAUUCUGCGGUGUGUUGGACAUUUAGAAACCACCUCAUGUUCCAAAAACGAUAUGGACUAAAGCAGCGAGGUUUGUUCGAAGUCUUGAUGGCCUAUGCCAUGUAUAAGCCGGAGGUGGGCUAUGGCCAGGGCCUGAGCCACGUAGCAGCCCUGCUGCUAAUGUGGCUAGGUGAGGAGGAUGCAUUUUGGGCUCUGGUCCAGCUCAUGGAGAAGGAAAAAUACUCAAUGGAUGGUCUCUACAAACCUGGAUUGCCACAGCUGGAAAAGCUCCAGGAACAUCUGGGUGAUACUGUGCAGUGCACAAUGCCCACUCUCUCAAAACACCUGGAGGAGCAGGGAGUGAGCCUCAAGACCUGCACCACACACUGGUUCAUCCAGUGUUUCCUGGAUGCUGUGCCAUUCCAUCUGGCUUUGAGGAUUUGGGACAUUUUUAUAUUAGAAGGGGCACACGUCCUCACCACCAUGGCCUAUGUCACCCUAAAAUUGAACAAAAAACGCCUACUGAAGAUGCCCCAGGACCACAUCCGGGAGUUCCUGCAGGUGACUCUCAAGCAAGCCUGGGACCAGGAUGACAACAUCAUUGUCAAGCACCUUCAAGCUUCCAAGAGGGAUCUGGCCAAGCGACAAUGCCUCCUGCCUCCCCAGGCAAUGCCUGGCCAGUCCUGCAGCCUGGAUCAGCAGCCUGUCAAUGUCCCUGAGCAGCCAGUUCCUGCCCCCACAACACUGCAAGGCACAGAGACAGCUCAGGCCCUGGAGCCACUGUGCCCACACCCUGAAUCCUCAGCACCACUUGCUGAGACUCCCCCCGUGGAACCAGCCACGUUUCGCCCCAUCAACUCAAUUCAGUACUUCAACCCUACAAAGGCUGAUAUGCAGAGCAACGCAUUCCUUCAUACGAGCCCUAAGACCAUGCCCAGCGUGGAGCUGCUCAGCACACACUGGCCGCUGGUGCUGCCCACCUCCACCACCCCUCCUCCCCCAGGCAGUGACUAG
Molecule: messenger RNA, 1406 nt
Organism: Ochotona princeps (American pika)
Lineage: Eukaryota; Metazoa; Chordata; Mammalia; Lagomorpha; Ochotonidae
Product: USP6 N-terminal-like protein
Exons: 15
Coding region: 219-1406 (395 amino acids)
Source: RefSeq, a predicted model, not a curated record